UUUCUUACAAUGGUUUGCUGAACGUCUUUAGGAUUGCCGAGUGCAAGAAAAGAUAACACCUUAAGAUAACCAGGCCAUCCUAUCCGUUUCUCAUUUUCUUCCCACUCAGCGGACGCCACUACACCCGUCUCUCAAUGGCUUCUCUAUUAGCCCUCUCCUCUCCCUCCCCUUCAAGAACUACGCCAAUCCUCCAUCAUCCUGCCUCUACCUUCAAGGGCAAUGUGAGAACGUUGAAGCCAAUUCCAACUCCAUUUACUUGUAUAAAAUUGUUCCGACAAAAUACCAGACCAAAAUCACCACUAACUGUACUCAAUUCAGUAGCUUCUGCGAUUCAAGAUUCUUCUACUACAACACAGAGCAGCGUUCGGUUUCGGCUCGACAACUUGGGUCCUCAACCCGGGUCUCGAAAGAAGGCGAAGAGAAAGGGGAGAGGUCAUGCUGCUGGACAAGGGGGCAGCUGUGGGUUUGGAAUGAGGGGUCAGAAAUCCAGGUCGGGACCUGGAGUCCGAAAAGGCUUCGAAGGUGGCCAAAUGCCACUGUAUCGGAGAAUUCCUAAGCUGAGAGGGAUUGCUGGAGGCAUGCAUGCUGGACUGCCAAAAUAUGUCCCGGUGAACUUGAAAGAUAUUGAAGCUGCCGGAUUCCAAGAGGGGGAAGAGGUCUCGCUGGAAUCCUUGAAGAAGAAGGGUCUGAUCAACCCUUCAGGAAGAGAGCGGAGACUUCCCUUGAAGAUCUUAGGUGAUGGAGAAUUGAGUGUGAAACUAAACUUCAAGGCUCGUGCAUUCUCGACUUCAGCAAAGGAGAAGCUUGAGGCUGCAGGUUGUUCCUUAACUGUUCUUCCCGGCAGAAAGAAGUGGGUGAAGCCAUCGGUCGCAAAGAACCUUGCACGUGCUGAAGAAUACUUUGCCAAGAAAAGGGCUGCAGCCAACUCAUCCGACUCGCCUUCUGUGUAAAGCCGGAACUUGUAGCCACAAAUUAAAUGUCACUUCAGGAAGAAUGUAAAGCUAUAUUCAAACAAUUUGUGGACCUUUUUAUUCUGUUCUGAAUAUAAUUUGUCUUUGGCGCUUUCAAUUAUAUUCAAGAAUUAUUCUACUUGUA
This is a messenger RNA of Olea europaea var. sylvestris, 1095 nucleotides long. RefSeq names its product 50S ribosomal protein L15, chloroplastic. The coding region runs from base 135 to 950 and encodes 271 amino acids. NCBI's taxonomy places the organism in Eukaryota, Viridiplantae, Streptophyta, Magnoliopsida, Lamiales, Oleaceae. Gene Ontology annotation, cellular component: ribosome; cytosolic large ribosomal subunit. The transcript is spliced from 4 exons. Gene Ontology annotation, molecular function: structural constituent of ribosome. Gene Ontology annotation, biological process: translation. The record is from RefSeq and is a predicted model, not a curated record.